Messenger RNA from Lingula anatina, 1889 nucleotides. RefSeq names its product alpha-protein kinase vwkA. The record is from RefSeq and is a predicted model, not a curated record. NCBI's taxonomy places the organism in Eukaryota, Metazoa, Brachiopoda, Lingulata, Lingulida, Lingulidae. Gene Ontology annotation, molecular function: protein serine/threonine kinase activity; ATP binding. Gene Ontology annotation, biological process: protein phosphorylation.
CAUUACAUAUAUAGCCUAAUAUUGGAUCAAACAAUUUUAUUCGCCUAAAAACUUAUGUAUUGGUUGAGAGUUAAUGAAAAUCACGAUCUAGACACAGCACGUAUGGGUUUAACAGGCUUUUUACCACACUAGAGUGAGUAAUUAGAAUGAGUAAACAACGGAGAACCUUCGUGGAAAUUCCAUGACAAAACAGUAUAAAAACGAAGACGGUUUUGUAUGUUGGUUCUUCUAAACGGACAACCAUCGCUGUUCACAGUCGGCAUUCCUUGGUUCUUACGGUCAUUAUUUUAGAACGAAAUGGGGGCGGAGCAGAGUAACGAAACCUACAUGUCCACGUGGUCUGACGAGAGCGGUGACCAGUACUGGGCAGACUUCGAGUCCAAGCCGUUUUCAGCGGGCGCGUUUCGCCAUGCUUUUAAGGGACACCUACACGGCAGGGGCCCUCGUGGCGGGGACCAGUGUGUAGUCAAAGUAUUCAAGAAAGAAUACGCAAAGCACAUCACAGAUUGGACUGUAGAUGUGGCCACUUCGAAAAAAGCCCAGUCUCUGGCCACAAAGUUCAAUGAGGCUGUUCCCUCCACAAGGCCACUAAAAUUUAUGACCCCGAUGGUCGCCAAAAUGGAGAAGAGGGCGGGGUUUAAGUUAUUCUGGAUAUUCGACAUUCCUGACGAAGAUUCAGCCAAAAUCGUUUUUGAGAACGAAUACGUCUGCAUGGAGCCUUUUUUGACUGGCACGUAUCAGAAGUUUAACGCAAAUAAUGGUUGGGUCAACCCUAACAUGAAUGUCUCCCUAAUCCCUGCUUUUUCUCACUGGACGUGGGCUCACAGUGGUGGGAAAUACCUGGUCUGCGACAUUCAAGGGGUUCGGGAUGACGACGAGUAUCUCCUGACGGACCCUGCGAUUCAUUCCGACGAGGCAGGAACCUACGGCAACGCUGAUCUUGGGUCUGAGGGCGUCGAAGCGUUCUUUUCCACCCACAAAUGCACGGAAUUCUGCAAGAACCUCCACAAACCGCGUAAUAAUCGUCGCCCUCGCCGCAUACGCCCCAGUCCCGGCACAACAUAUGGGUUUACAUUGUAAAUUAGCCAGAUGUGCUAUAUGCAAUACUGUAUAUAAAAUGACUAUCUUCAACACCAGGGGUGUGCUGGCAAAGGUCAUCAAUUUUAGCUUUUCACCUUGUACUCUCUGAACAGGGUUUCUGGGAAAUGGAGACGUGUUAACUAGUGAAAAUGAUAAUAAAAAUGGACAACCCCUUAGACGUAGACGGCGAGACCUGUGGUUUAUUCACUGUAGUAGGACAUUGAAAACAAUCGAGUGUCUUCAUAAUUUAACCUUUCUUACAGAUACAUGUAUGUCAUGGUUAAUGUCCAUAAAGGACCCCAUCUAUGAUAAUUGAGUAAGUUGCCGAUGGUUAAAGCGUGGGAGUUGCAGGUUGUCUCUUGACACAUGAGAAUUUUUAGCCGGCGCCUGUACGCGUCGGGGAAAACGCCGAGUUACUGCUCAUGACCUCACGAAGUUUUACUUUAUUUUUUGUUUUCAUCAAGUUUGCUCGACUGCACGAGGCAUUUAGUUGUUGGGAAUCUUAAUGUACGUUAGUUGCCACUCGAAAAUGACUCUUAAGGAAUUGAGAUGAUGUUUUGCAAUAUAUUCGUUAGUACUAGCUAGUAGACUUUCUUAGUUGAAAUAUAAAAUGUGCUUAGUUGAAAUUAAAUGUGCAUAAUUACAUUAUUUGAGAUCGAAAUGUUGAAAUAGAUUCAGAUAAGGAUUUGUUGUAAAUUGGCGGAGAAAAGCGAGCUAGAUAAGUAUUCAAAUAGUUUUACCUCUUGCGUGAGCCAUGUAACAAUCACAAAGUAUUAUUUUUAAUAAAAAUAAAGAAAAUUUCUCGUAUU